This is a messenger RNA of Trichoderma harzianum CBS 226.95, 692 nucleotides long. RefSeq lists its product as hypothetical. The record is from RefSeq and is a predicted model, not a curated record. The transcript has a single exon. Bases 188 to 544 code for a protein of 118 amino acids. NCBI's taxonomy places the organism in Eukaryota, Fungi, Ascomycota, Sordariomycetes, Hypocreales, Hypocreaceae.
GAUCUCACCUAAAUCUGUGGACCCCCCAGUUUGUCCCGAGUAAACUCCCACGGGAUCCCACCCCAAUUUGUCUGAAAUCGAUAGACCAUCGCAUUUGCCACGAAUCACAGGCGUCCCCGAUUAAUUGACCGUAACGAACGGCAUAAUAGCCGCUGGGACCAAGCCAAGACGAAUCCUCCGUGGGAAUAUGGAGGGGAGGGGCAAGAGGAUGAGAGAUGGGAUAACGGGUAGGGGUGACGGAGAGGAGAAUUGUUUGGGGGGGACUCUAUGCGGUUUGUUUUUGUCCUUCAUCUUGUACUUUGUUUCUCUUUUAAUAGCUAUCGGUGGCUUGUUUCGGUUCCUCCGACCUGAUCGCUGGUCCUGGGGCGGGAGAGGCGGAUUGCUCUUUUUGAUGUUAGAGCCGAAAAGGUAUAUUAGACGCAGACAUAAAACGAAUCGCUCCUCUGUUUUUGUCCGUCGGCUCUUCAUACCUUUUCUCCCCCUUCAAGAGAAAAUAUUCACCGUUUCCUGUGUGUUGGUGAUACAAGAUGAGGUUUCCUGCUAAGGAAGGGCUUCUCGUGGCCCUCUCUGCGAGCGGCGUCCGGGCCGUAAACAACGGACUGGCGAGAACUCCCCAGAUGGGAUGGGUAUGUUACUUGUGUGACUGAUGCUUUUUUCGUCCUGUCCCGGCACAUCUCAGUCGAAGCAAAUCG